Molecule: messenger RNA, 1433 nt
Organism: Pteronotus mesoamericanus
Lineage: Eukaryota; Metazoa; Chordata; Mammalia; Chiroptera; Mormoopidae
Gene: UBE2L6
Product: ubiquitin conjugating enzyme E2 L6
Exons: 4
Coding region: 61-528 (155 amino acids)
Source: RefSeq, a predicted model, not a curated record
CGGGCUGCCAGCUGGUGUAUACUGUCGCUGGAGUCGCCGGAGCCUACACUCGGCCCCGAGAUGACGGCGAGGAAGAGGGUGGCGAAGGAGCUGGAGGAUCUUCAGAAGGCUCUUCCUUGGUACCUGCGGAACCUGUUCAGUGAUGACAACAACGUCCUGGUGUGGCAUGUGCUCCUCCUGCCCGAGAAGCCACCCUACAACCUCAAGGCCUUCUCCCUGCGCAUCAACUUCCCUGAGCAGUAUCCGCUCAUGCCCCCCACGCUGACGUUCACAACCCGGAUCUACCACCCCAACGUGGACCUUGACGGUCGGGUGUGCCUACCCAUCAUCAGCAAGGAGAACUGGAAGCCUUACACCAAGGCCUACCAAGUCUUGGAGGCCCUCAACAUUCUGGUGCAUGAACCGGAGCUGAAGCUAGGGGGGCCCCUGCGCCUGGAGCUCGCUGACCUGCUAGCAAAGGACCCGGAGCUGUUCAGAAGGAAGGCCGAAGAGGAAACCCUCAAGUUUGGAGAGCACCGGCCCUCCUAACGCUGGUUCCGCCCUACUGUGGGCGUGAUGGACAGACACACCGCACGGACUGGGGCCAGAGCCCCUGGGUGGCCCAUUCCCGGCUCAGUUUUCCUGUUCUGUUUUGUUUCUCUCCUUCGGUUGUUAGUCAUUAGUUGUGUGAGUGGUAUAUGGUAUGUGCGGACCCAGUUCCAGGUUCACCCGGCCACAGAUGGGCUUUCCCCCUCCCUUUCUCUGCCCCAGAGCUCAUCUGCAGAAUCGCAGGCCAGCUCUCCAGCAUUCUCUCAUGUGGGGAUCCUGGUCUUACUAGUUGCUCCAUCUUAGAGGUCAUUUUCCAGGCCAGCUCACAGGAAAUGAGCCCAGCAGCCAGCCAGAAUCCCCCUGGGGCCCAGGCAUCUGGGGCUCUGGGGACGGGGUGGGGAGGCUGGACACCGUGGAGGGAGUCACCUCCGAUUGGGUGAUUCAUUGGUUACAUGAUUGAAAUCAGCCAGGCUGCUGAUAAACGUGUAGAUUUUGGUGCUAAACCUUUUCCUUUCCACUGAGGCAUCACUAAGUGAAGACUAUGAUCUCCAUCCCAGAAAUCUCACUACAUGGUUUCCAAACCACUUGCAAUCUUAUUAAGCUGCCCCUCCCUGGAGGCCAGGCUUCAGGCUCGAAAACCACCUGCAUUUAUUUAUUUACAGAGAGAGGAAAAGGAGGGAGAAAGAAAGGGAGAGAAGCAUCCAUCAGUCACCGUUCGUCUGUGCCCUGACCAGGGACUGAACCCACAACCCAGGCAUGCGCCCUGACUGGGAAUCGAAUGGGCGACCUUUCACUUUGCUUUCAGUUCAGGGGAGUCGUGGAAAUCAUGUGUAUGUCCAGCCAUUAAAGUCACUGAUGAAUUGUGGAGUCUGGCUCAGUGUUUGUUGAAGGGAUGGAGUGGUUUC